This is a messenger RNA of Lachancea thermotolerans CBS 6340, 1320 nucleotides long. It is a transcript of the gene SUB2, whose product is annotated as ATP-dependent RNA helicase SUB2. The transcript is spliced from 2 exons. Bases 1 to 1320 code for a protein of 439 amino acids. Lineage: Eukaryota; Fungi; Ascomycota; Saccharomycetes; Saccharomycetales; Saccharomycetaceae. Gene Ontology annotation, biological process: mRNA splicing, via spliceosome; mRNA export from nucleus. Gene Ontology annotation, molecular function: ATP binding; RNA binding; RNA helicase activity. The record is from RefSeq and is a predicted model, not a curated record.
AUGUCGCACGAAGGUGAAGAGGAUUUACUAGAAUACUCCGACAACGAGCAGGAGAUCCAGGUGGAGGCUUCCAAGGCCGCUGAGGCCGGCGCUGACACCAAGGACUCCGGAGAGACUACAGGGGAGGCCGACAAAAAGGGCUCCUACGUGGGCAUUCACUCUACCGGGUUCAAGGACUUUCUGCUAAAGCCAGAGCUUUCGAGAGCCAUUAUCGACUGUGGUUUCGAGCACCCCUCCGAAGUUCAACAACACACAAUUCCUCAAUCUAUUCACGGAACAGACGUGCUUUGCCAGGCCAAAUCUGGUCUCGGUAAGACUGCCGUCUUUGUGCUGUCAACCUUGCAACAACUGGACCCAGUGCCCGGCGAGGUUUCCGUCGUUGUCAUCUGUAACGCAAGAGAACUGGCCUACCAAAUCCGUAACGAGUACCUGAGAUUCUCGAAGUACAUGCCAGAUGUUAAAACUGCUGUUUUCUACGGUGGUACCCCAAUCACAAAGGAUGCUGAACUUCUAAAGAACAAGGAAACUGCCCCUCACAUUGUGGUUGCCACUCCAGGUCGUUUGAAGGCUCUCGUCAGGGACAAGAUUAUUGACCUGUCAUCAGUCAAGAACUUUGUUAUUGACGAGUGUGACAAGGUUUUGGAAGAGCUGGGCAUGCGUAAGGACGUACAGGACAUUUUCAGAGCUACCCCUAGAGACAAGCAGGUUAUGAUGUUUUCCGCUACCCUAUCCCAGGAAAUGAGACCAAUCUGCAGGCGUUUCCUACAGAACCCUCUUGAGAUUUUCGUGGAUGACGAAGCCAAGUUGACCCUGCACGGCCUGCAGCAGUACUACAUCAAACUGGAAGAGCGCGAGAAGAACCGUAAACUUGCACAACUUCUGGACGACCUAGAGUUCAACCAAGUUAUCAUUUUCGUGAAGUCUACAAACAGAGCUAAUGAACUGACGAAACUGUUGAACGCUUCCAACUUCCCUGCUAUCACUGUGCAUGGUGGUAUGAAGCAAGAAGAGCGUAUUGCUCGCUACAAGGCCUUUAAGGAGUUCGAGAAGCGUAUUUGUGUUUCGACUGAUGUUUUUGGUAGAGGUAUUGAUAUCGAGCGUAUCAACUUGGCCAUCAAUUACGACUUGCCAAGCGAGGCUGACCAGUACUUACACCGUGUUGGUAGAGCCGGUAGAUUUGGUACCAAGGGUUUGGCCAUCUCGUUUGUUGCCACCAGCGAAGAUGAAGAGAUUCUAGCUAAAAUCCAAGACAGAUUUGACGUCAAGGUUGCAGAAUUCCCUGAAGAAGGUGUCGACCCAUCGACCUAUCUAAACACUUAA